Messenger RNA from Aspergillus candidus, 525 nucleotides. RefSeq lists its product as uncharacterized. The coding region runs from base 202 to 423 and encodes 73 amino acids. The record is from RefSeq and is a predicted model, not a curated record. Lineage: Eukaryota; Fungi; Ascomycota; Eurotiomycetes; Eurotiales; Aspergillaceae. The transcript has a single exon.
AUUCAUCUAAGAGUAUAUGUAGAGUAGCUCGCAUUGCUUCAACUUCAAUUGCGACUGCCCUCAAUUGAUCUUGAUCCCAUCUGACUACCCCUACCUACGUAGGUACCCUCUACCACACGCAGGUCCUCCAACCCAAGCAGUCACUACCAAGGAUAUACCACCCCAACCAGACUCUUCCGAAAGAAGGAAAGAAAAACAGAGAUGUGCCAAUACACAGCAACCCACCACCCCACCUGCAGCCACACCUCCUUCCACCUCUACGUCUUCUGCCGCCGCAUCCUACACGAGCUCAACCGCAUCAACGAUCCCGCUCAAUGCGAUGCCGCUGACCUCCCUUUUGAUCCGCCGGAUUGUGAGCCCCGGAUGGGCGUUAAUGUUGUUAGUGUUGGGGUUGGUGGAAGGGGGUGUCCUUUUUGUGGGUGAUUUUUUUUUCUUUUUUUCCUUUCGAGGGAAAUGGAGUAGAAGGGAGGGAGGGAACAAUACAGAGAGUGGAGGGAGUUAGAGGGGAUAGAUGGGUUGGGCUUA